Molecule: messenger RNA, 180 nt
Organism: Colletotrichum higginsianum IMI 349063
Lineage: Eukaryota; Fungi; Ascomycota; Sordariomycetes; Glomerellales; Glomerellaceae
Exons: 2
Coding region: 1-180 (59 amino acids)
Source: RefSeq, a predicted model, not a curated record
AUGACACCGCAUCGAGACCACAUGAUCCGGGGCAGGCUCCGUCAGACGGAAUCCGGGCCCGCCCGCGCCACGCGCAUGCUGUUUUCUCGGACGGGACAAGCCGUCGAGAGAAAGCCGCGCGGUGUGUUCCGUCCCCACCCCCGGGGGCCUGCCGGUCUCCCCCGGGCUCUCGAGCGGUGA